Tremella mesenterica DSM 1558 is the source of this 1407-nucleotide messenger RNA. RefSeq lists its product as uncharacterized. The transcript is spliced from 10 exons. Gene Ontology annotation, cellular component: mediator complex; nucleus. NCBI's taxonomy places the organism in Eukaryota, Fungi, Basidiomycota, Tremellomycetes, Tremellales, Tremellaceae. The record is from RefSeq and is a predicted model, not a curated record. Gene Ontology annotation, molecular function: ATP binding; cyclin-dependent protein serine/threonine kinase activity; RNA polymerase II CTD heptapeptide repeat kinase activity. Gene Ontology annotation, biological process: protein phosphorylation. The coding region runs from base 1 to 1407 and encodes 468 amino acids.
AUGCUUCAUAACCAAACACCAGACCCUAUGCAUGCCUACAGAGCCAAGAGGGACAGAGAAAGGAGAACCGUGUUGAAGGCGUACAAAAUACUGGGGUUCAUAUCCUCCGGAACCUAUGGUAGAGUUUACAAAGCUAUACUGCUAGGACCUCCUCAUCCUACCAAAUCCUCCACUUUACCUUCAUCAACCAGAGCAGCGUUAUCACUUUCCAAAGGUCCUAGUCCUGUCUCACCCAGUACUUCCACUUCCAGUUCAGCAAUCUCGGCAGUUAACGACGCUUUGAACAAUCCUGAAUUACGUAUGCGACCAGGUGAUUUGAAGGCAAAAGAAGGAGAUGUAUUCGCUAUCAAAAAGUUUAAACCGGAUAAGGAAGGGGACGUUCAGAUGUACGCUGGGAUAAGUCAAAGUGGUAUUAGAGAGAUCAUGUUGAAUAGAGAAUUACGACAUAGAAAUUUAGUCUCAUUGAGAGAAGUCAUUUUGGAAGAUAAAGCUAUUUAUAUGGUAUUUGAAUAUGCUGAACAUGAUUUUCUUCAAAUAAUCCAUCAUCACUCUCAAACCGUCCGUACCCCUAUCCCAUCAUCAACCCUCCGUAGACUCCUUCAUCAACUCCUCUGCGGAGUUCAUUUCCUUCAUUCAAACUUCGUCCUUCACCGAGACCUGAAACCAGCCAACAUAUUGGUCACUUCUGCCGGAGUUGUGAAGAUUGGCGAUUUGGGUUUGGCUAGAUUAUGGCAUAGACCAUUGGCACAGGGAGGUUUGUUUGGUGGGGAUAAAGUUGUGGUUACUAUUUGGUAUAGAGCGCCUGAAUUGAUUUUGGGAGCUAAACAUUAUACUGCUGCUGUUGUAGACCUUUGGGCUAUAGGUUGUAUCUAUGCCGAAUUACUUUCCUUGAGACCGAUUUUCAAAGGUGACGAAGCUAAGUUGGAUGGUAAAAAAGCAUUACCUUUUCAGAGAGAUCAGAUGGGUAAGAUCUGCGAGGUUUUGGGGCCGGUGAAUGAUACACAUUGGCCAGGUAUCGUCAAUAUGCCCGAAUGGAAGACUUACCUGACUUCUGGUCCCUACACCACCCCAACUCCACUUCCUACAUGGUACUCCUCACGAUCUGGUUCCGCACAAGGAUACGACCUCUUAUGCAAGUUAUUCGAAUGGGAUCCCGCCAAACGUUUGACAGCUAAAGAGGCACUGAGACAUUCUUGGUUUGCCGAGGAAGGUGGUGUUGACGUGCCGAGCGUAUUUCAAGGUAGUAAUGUCAAUUACCCAUCACGGCGAGUUACACAUGAAGAUAAUGGGGAUGUCAAGAUGGGAUCACUCCCCCCUUCCCUCGCAGGCCCGCGGUUACCAGCAAGCACCAACUUCCGUUCCACCUCAGCGGUGGGAGUACCUCCUAAACGUACUCGCUUACGUUGA